Theileria orientalis strain Shintoku is the source of this 1326-nucleotide messenger RNA. Its product is annotated as peptidyl-prolyl cis-trans isomerase. The record is from RefSeq and is a predicted model, not a curated record. The coding region runs from base 1 to 1326 and encodes 441 amino acids. Gene Ontology annotation, molecular function: peptidyl-prolyl cis-trans isomerase activity. NCBI's taxonomy places the organism in Eukaryota, Apicomplexa, Aconoidasida, Piroplasmida, Theileriidae. Gene Ontology annotation, cellular component: catalytic step 2 spliceosome. The transcript has 10 exons. Gene Ontology annotation, biological process: protein folding; protein peptidyl-prolyl isomerization.
AUGAGUGAAGUCUAUUCUCUUGAGCCAUCUUUCAAGGGACGAGUGAUAGUCAAUACUUCACUCGGAGAACUGGAUAUUAGGCUCUGGAGCGCACAAUGUCCAAAAGCCUGCAGAAAUUUUGUUCAGCUGUGUAUGGAAGGUUAUUAUAAUAACUGUAUAUUUCACAGAGUGAUACCGAACUUUAUGGUUCAAACAGGUGACCCUUCUGGAACAGGAAAUGAAGACAAAUUAAUCCAUUUAGGCGGUGAAAGUAUAUACGGAGAGCCAUUUGAAAAUGAAAUCGCAUCAAGACUUAAGUUUAGGAACAGAGGAAUGGUCGGUAUGGCUAACACAGGUGACAAAUGCUCGAAUAUGAGUCAAUUUUUCAUAACACUAGGAUUUAUAGAUAGAGCCGACAUACUCAACGGAAAUUAUACUUUAUUCGGCAAAGUGGAAGGGCAUUCAGUCUACAAUUUAUUAAAAAUUGGAAAGUGUGAAGUGGGAAAGAAUGAUAGACCACUGGAUCCACCAAAAAUUAUAAGCUGCCAGGUCCUUGAGAAUCCAUUUGAUGACAUAGUUCCACGAUUACUGGAGUUGUCAGAAGGGGAAGUAGAGGAAGAGGAGGAGAUACUGGUCCCAGUAACAAAAGAUAAAAGGCUGUUAUCGUUUAUUGACUCUGAUGAAGAUGAGGAUAAACACGUUGCCAAGGAUUUUAAGAUUAAAAGCGCACAUGACUUAUUACAAGAUAAAAAGCUACUAAAGUCGGCAGUAACGCUGAAGCAAUCUAGCCCUGAUCAGGCAAAAAGUGAAGAGUAUAAGCCAGUUUACACAGAAAAGAAACUAAAGGAGGAUAAAGGAGACAGGGGUUCUGAUAGUGACCAGGAUGACGAGUAUAGCGAUGAUGACAAUUCAGAAGAAGGGGACGAUAGAGAAGAAAGUUUGGUAAGGAGGAAGGAAAUAGAGGAACUGGAGCAACAGAUAAAAUCACACAAGAAGGAAGAAUAUAAGCCCAGGAAAAAAGUUAAAAAUGACCCUAAGAAGACCCUGGAAAGAAUGCAACUGUUUGCUAAGAAGCUGAGUCAAAUAAGUAAGAAUGAACAGCUGGCAAAGAAAGUAGUGGAAACAGACCAAGAUAUGAGUGAUGGCUCAUGGUUUGCGGGCACUAAGUUACAAUUUUCAAUUGAUUCAAACAGAGCGUAUGAGUACGACGCUGGAAAAGAUACGCUUGAUGUGUAUGAUCCGCUGAAGGGGAAGGACAAUAGGCUUGAUAGCAUCAGAAGCAUCAGAAGAAAUGGGAUGGUGAUUCAUCUCCAUUUGUGCCUUUCAACCAACCUUGAUUCUUUUUAA